CCGCUCCCUCGGCACGGUUCCCUUUCCGUGCUCUGCUUCCCUCCGCGCGCCCUCCGUUCGGUUCUCCCAUCUCUCCUGCGGGGCUCUCAGCAGGCUGGGCCGGCUGCGGGUCUCGAGUCCUUUGUGGCUUCUCACAAACGUGGUCCUGGAGCGGCCGUUCUCGGUUAUUUGUAUCCCUGCGUGGCCCCGUUCGUGGCGGGGGAGGUGUGCGAGAUGGCCGUUACCUCCCAGCUCAGUCGAUUUUAUGAUCAGAACACGGGGAUCGUUGAGUCCAACCCCGGUGUCCACACAGCACCACGCAAAGCCCAAACCCAAUCUGUGCUAUGAAGCUUUGCGUACAGAUGUGCGGAUCUGCACCUCUGGAUUGCAUCUCAGUGUCUGCGGAGCUGUUUUAUAGCACUGUGUUUGUCUCUGAUGGGGCCGUGUGAGCUGAGAGCCCCAUCGGACAAAGCACACGUUGGUAGCAGUACGACAGGGCUGUAUUGCUGUCUCCCUCAGGCUAUUGAGGACGAAGGAGGAGAUCCGGAUGAAAUUCCCAUGGCUUCAGAACUGACCAACAAGAGGCUGUCAAAAAGAAUGAGCAAAGGAAGAAAAUCAGAAGAGGAAGGGGUGGAAGACAAUGGGCUAGAAGAAAACUCCAGAGAUGGGCAGGAGGAUAUUGAAGCAAGCCUGGAUACCUUACAAGACAUAGACAUGAUGGAUAUUAGUGUGCUAGAUGAGGCUGAAAUAGACAACAGCAGUGCUGUAGACUGUGGAGAAGACUAUAGUCCUGAUAACAUUCUGGACUCACUGUCUGAUAAUAAAGACAAUGUUGAUGCUGAAAUGAAAGAACUUCCAGAUCAGCUAACAGAAAAUGAGGAAGAUUAUGAUGAAAUUGAAAACAAUGUAGAUUCCUCUUCUGAUUUAAUUGAAAUGAAGAAAAUGGAGAAACUACACUUGGAGCCAGAAAAUGAGAAAAUACUCGACAUUUUGGGGGAAACUUGUAAAUCUGAGCUCCUUAACGAAGAAACCUCCGAAGCGGAGCAGCCACAUGCACAGGAAGCAAGUAACGUGGUGCCAGGCAAGAGGCUAGCAGAGGAAGAGGACGCUCUUGCUGCCGCUCAGUCGGAGGAAGAUGCUUUAGAUUUGGACAGCAAAUCGGCACAAGCUAUGGCAAGGAAGGAGGCAAAGCGUUUAGUUGUAGCGAAAGGGGAGACAAGUGAACAGACAAUAGAGGAAGAGAAGCUGGACUCUGACUCUGUAGGAGUAGAGAGCGUAAGCGAUCAGAGUAGCAAGCGCUGCCAAGGCCUGGAAGCCUCUAGUGGGGAAACAGCGGAGAGAGGCGCAGGUGCGGAAGGCAAAGAUAGCAAAGAAGAUGCCAAGAAAACAGAAGACAAAGCUAAUUCAGAGGAAUCCCCCGCUACUAAAGAGUCCUCAGCCAGUGAGGGCGGUGAUCAGAAAAAGAGGUUUGUUUUUUCUCCGUUAUAGACCAGAUGCUAUCUUUUGUCACGGGUC
Messenger RNA from Meleagris gallopavo (turkey), 1494 nucleotides. The record is from RefSeq and is a predicted model, not a curated record. NCBI's taxonomy places the organism in Eukaryota, Metazoa, Chordata, Aves, Galliformes, Phasianidae.